GUUAUCAAAGCUGACAGCUUAUUUCCAUUGAAUAUUAUACUUUAAAAAAUGACGAAUUUGGAAAAGCCGCCCCUAACCGCCGAUGAAAAAUACCAGUUAGCCUUGCAAACGGAACAGGAACUAGCGAGAUGUUCUCGAACCUACACCAUUUUGGAAAGAAACAGAAACGAAUUCUUACAAGCAGGAGCGGGCGGGAAACUCGCAAAGCACAAGAAAGUACUGAACAUAUUCAAAAAGGAACAGAGAAACAUACUGACCGAUUUUGCUGUAGCUUCUUCAGACUCUAGAGUAAAAGAGGACGAAAAACGUUCCACGAAAUUGAGUUUUUUGUUAAAAGAGUACGACGAUUUCGAUAAUACGAUCAAGAACCACCACCGAGAGGUGCAAGAGAUCGACUAUCAAAUUCAGAUGGUAAAGAAAGAGACGCUGGAAUUGGCGAAGCGGCAAAUAGGUGACGACAGAUACCAAGAGCGAGUGCUUAAAGCUGACCAAACGGUCCAAACGCUGGAGAACAAAUUGGAGGUCCAGAUCAAAAAAUUCUGCGCGAUCUGCGCCGAAAAUAAUCUCUUGCGGUACGAGCUUCGGCAUUUAUUAAACGAAAGGACCGAGUUUAACAAAACGUGGGAUAAUCUUAUCAGCAACUUGGUUAUUGGGAAAAAAUUUAUGAUGGAUUUAAUAGAGCAGGCCACCAUCGCGUACGACCAGCGGGAAGAAUGGGUCUCUAAACUGCAAAUCCUACGAACCAGGGCAAGAAACGACCUACUCGCCCAAGUUCAAGAGAUGAGAGUGUUGCAAAGAAAAAGAGACAACGACGUAAAGUUGCAGGACUUUUUUGCGACCAAGGGUCAAAAAAGGCUAAUGGUGGAUCUAGAAGCCGCGUACUUAAAAAAACGCGAGAGACAAAAGCGGGACGUUCAAAAUCAACUGGCAGAGUAUUUAAAUAGUAUGAAUAAAAUUAAAGAGUUUACCGAGCUAGAGAAAGUUCAAGAGAUCGUCAAAACGUUCUUGCGCCAAGAGGAGGAAAAUUUCUCCAUGUUCAAGUACGUAACAUUUCUUAAUAAGGAAAUGGAGGAAUUGAGCGACAAUUUAUCUAAACUCCAUUCAGAAAUAGAGACACACAAGGAAAUGCGCACAGAGUGGGAGGAACAACAGGAAAAUUCCCUUAAGGAACUAAAUGAAAAAGUCGAACAAGUGACCAAGCAAGCUGACGCUAAACAGGAUGAACUGCAGAGCCUCGAACAAAAAUUAAAUGUCAUGUUAAAAGGAGUCGAAACAUUGUUUCAAUUGUUCGGAUGCAAUAACGACCCGUUAAUUCAGAUGUUGGGGCGAAAUGAAACUAUUCACUACUACAACGUGCUGCUUUACCUUCAAAUCCUUGAAAACAACAUCCAAGAAGCUUUCGUAGAUGUCUUUUAUAAGGAACAAAACAUUGUACCUAGCAAGCACCAGCUGACGAUUAUAAAACGAGAUAGAAAACCUGAGGAAAUGUAUUCUGUAGACAGCAUAUGUGCAACGAACCCGUGUCCCUUGUGCCUGGAACACGAAUUGGUUAGUGACGUUAUAGAUCUGGUGCAGGUCGCUUACACCAAAGAACAAAUUAAGGAAAAACUGAAACAGAGAUUGACAAUUGAAGGCUCCGAGACAGCGUUGCACAACGUAUCGGCCUGCCACCUGCCAAAAUCUAGACAAAUUAUACAAAAGAGGUACCAAUAAAGUAUCGCCAACUCGAUAACGAAAA
Cylas formicarius (sweet potato weevil) is the source of this 1738-nucleotide messenger RNA. RefSeq names its product GRIP1-associated protein 1-like. Bases 49 to 1713 code for a protein of 554 amino acids. NCBI's taxonomy places the organism in Eukaryota, Metazoa, Arthropoda, Insecta, Coleoptera, Brentidae. The transcript is spliced from 3 exons. The record is from RefSeq and is a predicted model, not a curated record.